UGGGGUACACCAAAUAAGUCAAUCAACUAAACUAAACAUCUGAGAAGUAAUGCAAUUGAUUUGCUGUGUGCUAUUGCGCCAAGGCAAAAUGGCCGCCUCGUUCUGGCACGUCAGCUCACAGAUCCCUCCACCGCAUUUGUGUUGGUUUUCAGUGACAAAGCCCAUGUAUCCCAAAAUGUAAUUCGCAUCUUCAGAAAACUUCAUUCCGGACACCUAACGCUAAAGACAUUUUGGCAAUCAAAGUUUGAAAAAUAUUCAUAUUGAAUAUUUCGUCGUCUUGGAAACAUUUAUGAGCUGCCGAUGGCUACCGACAGCCAACAUUUGGAAUAGUCGUGUCAGUCGAAUGAAGUGAUUUUCAAGAGGCAAUUCCGUAUUUAUCGCUAUCGAUCAAAUCAUAUGAAAAUGCAGCCAUUUUCAAAUGGCAUUUAUGAUACGAUGGAAUUGCAGCGCCCUCCUCGAUCGAAGCGCAUCCGUCUCGUUCAUUAUCGUUAUUGUCGGUGUUAUUACUCCGUUACUUGAGAGGACUGGAACACACUGGCUCUAGUCUCCUGGGAUGGAUCAUAUAUCUGCUCGCUGGGCUCCUUCCCCGAGACAAAAAAAAAACACACCCUCUCGUUUCAGCAUAAUCAAUGGGGAGUGGUGCCGGAGGAGGUGGCUUUACCCGUUGGCCUGCCUAUGAUUCGCUGACAUUGGCUCUAAUUGGAUUAAGGAACUUGCUUAGCUUGAUGCUUUGUGCCGGGAUUGGGAGCAGGAUGCAGUGGCAGGACAGGAAGAGAAGGAAAGAGGGAGGAGGCCUGCCCCGCUCGCCACUUAGAGACGAAGAACAGUGAGAGAGGAGGGGUGGAAGAAGAAAAAAGGGGAGGAACCCAUCUUCUCUGCCCUUGUGUGCUGCUGCUGCUGCUGCAGCCAACCUCCCUCCUGCCCUCUCUCUCUCUCUCUCUCUCUCUAUCAUUCUGGUUCUCUCUUCUUUCCCUUACUCAUCUGUUUCUGCGGUUGCCCUGGAGAGGAAGGACACCUGCCGCUCCUUCGUGAUUCAGCCGUUCUGCUGCCAGGAGCUUCCCACACAGACCAGGCAGCAUGUCCCGCCUGCCGCUGCAGUGCCCGGCCGUCCCGUCCUCUGCGCUUCGACUGCCGCAGCUGCAGACGUCCCAUCACGACGCCGCCAUCUCCUCUCAGCGUACCCGAAUAUUCCACUUGUAGACGCAUGAGCGCAUUUCUUUAAGAGUAUGGAACUGCACGGAAGGCCGACCGCAUGCAUCCCAGACUGUUGACAAGGUCAGAAUCGAGAACCUUUCCCUACUUUCCUCUGCAAUCCAGCCUCUCCUCAUGAUGGACAACAUGCUUCAAGUGACUGGUGGCUGGUGCUGUCUGAGUUAAUAGUGUUCAGAGAUCCUGCAUCCAGCAGUUGAGACCCCCCCCCAAAAAAAAAAAAAAAAAAAAAAAAAAAAAAAAACAACCAAAAAAAAAAAAAGAUGACUGAGGGAAUGGAGGAUUUCUCUGCAGGGCCAGUUCCCCCUCCUGGACUAGCCUCCCCCUCUGGCUCCACUGUUGAUACUGGACAAGUCCCAGAGGAGAAACCAGAGGAGACGGCGGCAGCUGGAGAGAACGGGCAGAAGGUUGCAGAGGUAACCGCAGAGGGAGGAGAUGAUGAUGAUGGCGACGACGAUGACGACGGCGAUGACGCCGGUGCCGGCGGCGUCGGCGGCGACGGGGACCGUCCGGGAGCUUUAGGACUUAUGGCGUUGCCGGGCACCUGCUGUGUGUGCAUAGAGAUGGAACAGAUGAACAAUUGCCUGCACUCGGAGAAAAUUUGCAUUCUGCCCAUCCUGGCCUGCCUGCUUAGUUUAGCUCUCUGCACAGCUGGACUCAAAUGGGUCUUUGCAGAUAAGAUCUUCGAGUACGAACCCCCCACUCAUUUAGACCCUAAACCCAUAGGGCAGGACCCUAUUAUCAUAUCAGCGGACCCCGCACUAGGACUAACCGUAACGAUUCCUCAUUCGUCUCCGUCGACCGCCGCCGCCGCCGCCGUGACCUCGGCGCAUCCUGAGGUUUUAAUGGCGGACAAGUCUACACGGGGUUCGUACGUGCCUCCGCGGGGGGCCCCGUCCGAACUGUCCGUCACAGUUCAAAGCGCUGCUGAACUUCCAAGCGUCCCGAAGCAGACCCCGCUGCCUUUGACGACGCAGGAAGUCAACGAUAUCUUCAUCCCAACUAUCUCUUCCACCAGCACCACCACGACAGCAAAGACUUCCAGUCAUGUGACGCGCUGUAGUGACAGCCAGAAGAACUACUGUGUUAAUGGAGGGGAGUGCUUUACCCUGGAAAUCAUGCCUGGCAGUACCAAAUUUUUGUGCAGGUGUCCAAAUGAGUUUACUGGUGAUCGCUGCCAAAACUAUGUAAUGGCCAGCUUUUACAAAGCUGAGGAGCUGUAUCAGAAACGUAUCUUAACAAUAACAGGAAUCUGCAUUGCGCUCCUUGUCGUUGGAAUCAUGUGUGUGGUCGCCUACUGCAAAACAAAGAAGCAGAGGAAGAAGCUCCAUGACCGUCUCAGGCAGAACCUGAGGACAAAGAGGACCAAGCUGGCAAAAUCAGCCAGCCGACGUCAGGUUUCCAAUUUGCCCCUACGGGAUUUGCAGCAGACCGAUUGUAAUGGGACAACAAUCCAACAUGCAGCUGAGAAAGAGACAGAAACAACAUUCUCCACAAGCCAAUAUGUCUUAGCAACACAACAACCUACCACACUCACCAACAUCUCCAGUCAAAGGCGUCUUUCAGCUGAGAAACCCCUGCCUCAUCUGUAUACGGUUUCCUGCAGCCCUCCUGCAACUCCAAGCUCUCCUCCUUCGGAGACGUCAGCCACUCUUUCCAGCCAGGCCAUCUCUGUCCCCUCUGUGGCUCUAAGUCCCUCAGCUGAGGAGAAGCGCCCCCUGCUGUUGUCGAAAGCAAAUCGCCCACCCAAGUCCUUAAACCAAGAUGAACUUAAGAGGACCUCUGCGCAUUACAACCAUGGCCAAGAAGCACAUAGCUUACCACCUAGCCCGCUCUGUGCCAUGGAGAAUGAUAACUACCAAGACACAGUCACUACUGCAGCUAGCCAUAUGAUCUCAGCAUCCACAGAGAAACUAGUGAAUGCAAACAACAUUAUCAAUAACUACAGCAUCAAAGAAGCAACAGCUAUUAAUGGUCAUGUGCUGCAUAAUAAAGAGUUCAGUACUGACAGCAUGCGGGCCAGUGAACCACAGAAUCCAAAAGGGGAUCACACGCCAUUUAUUUCUAUAGAGAACGCUAAAGCCCUGCUGUUAAGGGCUAAGGAUAGCAGUAGGACGACUGCGGCAUCAAUACAUGGUGACCUGCAACUCAUGUCAUCCGGUGCCACCACCAAACAAGGCCCAAGAACUGUGUAAAGAAGGGGGGGGGGGGGGGGGAGUUGCUUGUUUAGAUUUGAAAAAAUAAACAAAAGAACAACAAAAAAAAUCAGUCACUAUUUAACGUUUAUUUUCUAAUAAAUUAUUUGCGGCAAAAAGACUUUUAACGAUAAAUGAAAAGCAAGACUUUUAUUUUAAUGAUUUAGUGAAUAUAGAGUUUUAUAAAUUAAAAAAAUGUACAAAAUUGUUGAUGUAGAUGAAGUGCCAUACACAAGUAUGUAGCAGUGUGUAAAAAUAUCAAUGUCUAUAGUAGCGUGUAAAAAUAUCAAUGGUGCCUUUCUGUUGGGGACGCUUAAGGGAACUGCAAUUGCAAACAGGGCCAUAUAUUCACCCUCUUAAUUUUCGAAUCAAGAAUAACGUGCUAGCUGCCUUCGAUGUCUCAUAGUUUGACGUGAAGAAGCUCAAAUAUGUCAGUUUGGUAACAAUGUUCAAAAUGCAUGCUAUAUCCUGUCCUGGAACUGUAAGGAGGUUUCAUGUCAUAAAGCCAUUGGGUCAGCCCGGUCAAUUGUCAGUGUCCAUUGUUGUCCAUUGGACUGAUUUGGAUGAUUUCAUGUUUCUCAUAACGUGACAGUUGAUGAAAGAAUGCGUAAGAGAGAGAGAGAGAGUUUAUACCUGUCCAUGAAAACAUGCAACCAAAAUACAGAUGUAAUCAAUGAAUUCUGGCUGUUAGGAAACACCGUUAGCUCAUCUUUGACAAGUUUGAAAGUCACUGCAUCAAUCAAUUAAUACGGGAGUAUCAUAUUCUAAAGGAUGACGUCAGCGUUCUGAUUUGAAUUAUCCAAUACGAUUGUUCAGUUUUACUGAUUACAUCUUUUAAAAGAAAAAUAUCUACAGUUGAUUUUAAAACGGAAAUAAACACAAGGCUCUUGGUUUCUUUUGUAAAGACAUCAAUGUGUCUUGAGCAAUGCUUUUGGAGAAUAAAAAAAAAAAAAUUGCGCCAUA
Phyllopteryx taeniolatus (common seadragon) is the source of this 4367-nucleotide messenger RNA. RefSeq names its product neuregulin 1 (gene nrg1). NCBI's taxonomy places the organism in Eukaryota, Metazoa, Chordata, Actinopteri, Syngnathiformes, Syngnathidae. Gene Ontology annotation, molecular function: chemorepellent activity; protein tyrosine kinase activator activity. The transcript is spliced from 8 exons. Gene Ontology annotation, biological process: intracellular signal transduction; activation of transmembrane receptor protein tyrosine kinase activity; cell differentiation. Bases 1473 to 3404 code for a protein of 643 amino acids. The record is from RefSeq and is a predicted model, not a curated record.